Molecule: messenger RNA, 2201 nt
Organism: Culex quinquefasciatus (southern house mosquito)
Lineage: Eukaryota; Metazoa; Arthropoda; Insecta; Diptera; Culicidae
Product: membrane-bound alkaline phosphatase
Exons: 3
Coding region: 151-1728 (525 amino acids)
Biological process (GO): dephosphorylation
Molecular function (GO): alkaline phosphatase activity
Source: RefSeq, a predicted model, not a curated record
UAUCGCAAGCAACCUAAUCCCCGAACAGGUAGUAUCGAAGUACCGGCUAUCAAUCGACGGUGAACGUCUUAUCAGUAAGCAGUGUUAAUAAAAAGCCCAAUAACAUCGGUCGGGCACGUAAAGAGCUUAGUGAACAGCCACUCGGUAAACAUGAAGCUCUCGGUAGCUGCGCUGAUAUUUACGGCACUCGCGGUCGGUGCCCUGGCUGAACCACUCGAUGGAGCGGUGUAUUCAGAUGACGAUCGGCACCAUCCGAGCUUCCCGGAGGAACCAAUCAAACCGCACGCUCGGAAUGCCCAGCAGGAGCAAACCAUCGCGUAUUGGAGGGACAACGCGAAACGGACCGUCGAGUCGAUUGUCAACCGUAAGCAGAACAAAAACGUCGCGAAGAAUGUGAUCAUGUUCUUGGGCGAUGGCAUGUCCAUCUCGACGGUGGCCAUGGCUCGAGUGUACGCCGGUGGUGAGGAAAAGUCCCUGUCGUUCGAAGAGUUCCCGUACAUCGGCAUGUCCAAGACGUACUGCGUAGACUAUCAGGUUCCGGACUCGGCGUGUACCGCUACGGCUUACCUGACCGGAGUGAAGGGUAACUACGAGACGAUCGGGGUGAACGCCAAGGUCCCCAGCUAUGAUUGCAAGGCGGAGCUGGACAAGAGUACGCACACGCACUCGAUCGCCAAGUGGGCGAUGGAUGCGGGGAAGGAUGCCGGAUUGGUGACUACGACACGGGUGACGCACGCCUCUCCAGCGGGAGUGUACGCGCAUACAGCGAACCGGGACUGGGAAAAUGACUACAUGAUUGCCGAGGAAGGAUGUGAUCCGAAUGAGCUGGAUGAUAUUGCGGAACAGUUGGUGCACGGAGAAACCGGCAAACGGUUGAAGGUGAUUAUGGGUGGAGGUCGUCGAGAGUUCCUGGAUACCAACAUCAUGGAUGAGGAGUACAACAGCCGCGGGUACCGAAGUGAUGGAAAGAACUUGAUCCAGGAUUGGUUGGAUCUUGCGGGAUCAAGUGAAAACCGUACAUAUGUGUGGAAGAAGUCCGACCUGAUGGCGGUUGAUCCGAAGAAGACGGACAGAUUGUUGGGACUGUUUGAGCCCGGUCACUGCGCGUACAACCUUGACCGAUUCCGGGACAACAUGAUGGAGGAACCAACGCUGGCGGAGAUGGUCGACAAGGCGACCGAUGUGUUGAGUCAAAGCGAGAAAGGAUUCUUCCUGUUUGUUGAGGGAGGUCGCAUCGAUCACGGUCAUCACGACACCUGGGCCAGGUUGGCGCUGGACGAAACGGUCGAGUUCGCAAAGGCGAUCGAGCUCGCUCGGAAGAAGUUCAGCGAGGAGGACACGCUGAUCGUGGUCACGUCCGAUCACUCGCACAGUGUCAGCUACUCGGGUUACGCGUCCCGCGGAAACGACAUCUUCGGCACCGGUGGAACCGGCUCCGACGGAAUCCCGUACAUGACGAUUAGCUACGCCAACGGGCCGGGAUUUGCGACGCACGUUGACGCCGUGAACAAGGCUCGCGUUGAUCCGCGCAAGCUGGACACCUCGCCGAACGAUUUCCGCUUCCCGGCUACCCUUCCCGUUGGUUCGGAGACCCACGGCGGAGAGGACGUCGCGGUGUACGCUUCCGGACCGUGGGCCCACCUGUUCACCGGGACGUACGAGCAGAACACGAUUCCGCACAUGAUGGCGUACGCAGCGUGUGUCGGUGAUGGGCUGAAAGCGUGCUAGAGCUUUAGUGAUUAAUCUCGAUUUUAGAAUAAAGUAUUGAUUGUUGUAGGUAAAUUUACUUGCGGGCGUUGAGUUGGUCGUAAUCACCGAGUCGUAAAACAUUCGGCUUAUCUUGGCGUCGGCGUCGAAUAGCCCCCCAAUAUGUAGCGUCUAGGCUUGCGCGCAUGAUUGAUUGGAGGAUUAUUUGUAAUGGACCGUAAAAAUAGAAUUCCCAGGUUAUGAAAGACACUGCGACAUGGUAAUCAACGGACCGUGACAAUUGAGUGCUCCGCUGGGAAUGUCCACUUCAUUUACGGCGAUUUCUGUUCGGUGAUUGAUCGGUUCAGGGUUCGAGGUAGUUCGAUUUUGUUUUUGCUUUAUCAGUUUCCUGCUUUUACAAAGUAGUUGCUAACAAUAAUAUCGAAAGAGUCGUAUGAUCAAACAAAAGCUGUUGUGAAGAGAACUUGCUGAUGGUUUCACUUCCUGUACCACAG